AUGGCGAACUUGGUGCGCAACUACAAGCUGAUAGCACGGCAGGCCAUGCUGCGCAAGGUGGCGAACAAGGUGUGCGCAUCCAUGGGUUGGAACUUUGAUGCCGUGCACGUGCGGCGGGGGGACAAGGUCAAUCCCACCUUCUGGCCACACCUCGACCGCGACACACGCCCGCCCGCCUUGUUGAAAAGGCUCCCGCGCUUCAUAAAGCCGGGGCGCCACGUGUACAUAGCGUCGAACGAGCGCACGCCGGGCUUCUUCAGCCCGCUCGCCUCGCUCUACAAGAUCCACGUGCUCUCCGACUACCGCCACCUCUGGGCGCCCAGCAGUGACUGGUACAACGACUGCCGCACGCUCAUGCAGCAACUCAAGAUGAACGAGACGGAGCCGGUCUUUGACGCGCACAUGCAGUAUAUUGUUGAGGAUAUGGUGUUUGGUGAUGCUAAUAAAAAAGUAGAGACAUUCAAUGACCUUACUGAUGACCCAAGGCAUGGUGUGCUUGAGUAA
This is a messenger RNA of Closterium sp. Yama58-4, 504 nucleotides long. The record is from the annotation of a GenBank genome assembly. NCBI's taxonomy places the organism in Eukaryota, Viridiplantae, Streptophyta, Zygnematophyceae, Desmidiales, Closteriaceae.